This is a messenger RNA of Sordaria macrospora k-hell, 1026 nucleotides long. RefSeq lists its product as uncharacterized. Gene Ontology annotation, biological process: succinate transmembrane transport; phosphate ion transmembrane transport; thiosulfate transport. Lineage: Eukaryota; Fungi; Ascomycota; Sordariomycetes; Sordariales; Sordariaceae. Gene Ontology annotation, molecular function: thiosulfate transmembrane transporter activity; antiporter activity; succinate transmembrane transporter activity. The record is from RefSeq and is a predicted model, not a curated record.
AUGCAAGCAGCCACCACUGGCCUUAGAGGGCCUUCGCCUUCGGAUUCCAAACAAACCACCGUAGCGUCUGUCACGAAACAAGCAGCGCAAGCAACCAUGGAGAAACAGACGACAGCAGAUAAGCCCGUGGGCACGGCGGCGACGACCACGACCAAGUCCAAGCAACAAACAAUACACUAUCCCUUCUGGUUCGGAGGAAGCGCCAGCAGCAUGGCUGCCACCGUCACACAUCCUCUCGAUCUCGUCAAAGUCCGCCUCCAAAUGCGCACCGGCGACGCCCCCAAAUCCAUGUCCGGCACCGUCCUCCAUAUCGUGCGCAACCACGGCAUCACCGGUCUCUACAACGGCCUCUCGGCCUCUCUGCUGCGGCAAAUCACCUACAGCACCACCCGCUUCGGCAUCUACGAAGAACUCAAAUCCCGCUUCACCACUAAAGACCACCCCGCCUCCUUCCCGCUGCUAAUCGCCAUGGCGACCGUCUCGGGCGUAGCUGGCGGUCUGGUGGGCAACGUGGCCGACGUGCUGAACGUGCGCAUGCAGCACGACGCGGCCUUGCCGCCCUCGCAACGACGGAACUACGCGCACGCCAUGGACGGGCUUGCGAGGAUGACGCGCGAGGAAGGGUUCCGCAGCUGGUUCAGGGGCGUGUGGCCGAACAGCGCCAGGGCGGCGGCCAUGACGGCCAGCCAGCUGGCUAGUUACGAUGUGUUUAAGCGGAUCUUGAUCAAGCAUACCCCCCUUGGGGAUGACUUGGCGACGCAUUUCAGCGCGAGUUUCCUGGCGGGCGUGGCGGCGGCGACGGUGACGAGCCCAAUUGAUGUCAUCAAGACGCGGGUGAUGAGCGCGAGCGGGAAGAGCAGCAUCGCGCAUGUGCUGGGGGAUUUGUAUAAGCAGGAAGGGGUGAAGUGGAUGUUCAAGGGGUGGGUGCCGAGCUUUUUGAGGUUGGGGCCACAAACGAUUUGCACUUUCAUCUUCUUGGAGGGACAUCGGAAGAUGUACAAAAAGGUCAAGGGCAUUGAGGAAUGA